CCGGGCGGCGGGAGCCGAGCCCGGCCCGCCGGCAGCCCCUCUUCCCCCUCCUCCUGCCGGCCGCCCGUCUCCGGGCGUCUCCCCCACGCAGCCCGGGGCCGUCGCAGCCUUCCGCCGGCGCUCGCUGGGCCCGGGACGGGAGAGGACGGGGCCGGAGGAGAGCGGCGGUGUCGCGGCUGGGGUUGGGAGGAGCACGGCCCGCCGGCCCCAGAACUGCUGCCGUGCGCCAGCUCUGCCGGUGCUUCGGGGGGAGCCGGAGGAGGAUCAGGGCACGGCUGGUCCUAGCGCUGGGUUGAUUAAAAGAUCACGCGAAAUGUGUUGGGCUGUUUAAGCUUCCCUUCAUCCCUGUGGUUUAGCCAUACCUUCCCCAAACCUCAGUUUUCGGCACUGUGUUAGAGCAUAUAUCCCAGCAAGUGACUUUGUUUUAUGUAAAAAGUCAUUUGUGAGCCUCCAACUCCAAAGCUGCCAAAGUGUCGGGUGGUCUAUGGAUGAAUAAGGAGUGAAAGCAGGAAGCAGUUGUCACAACUCGCCUGUCAAAAUCAAUUUACUAGUUGUUUGGAAGGUAACAUCCAGUUGCAGAUUAUGGCUCAUCGAUUUUCAAAAGAAGAAUUAGAUGAGCAGUUUGAAGAGUUUCUGAAAGAGUCUCUUUCAGAUGAUUCACUUGGAAAUUCAAAGAAAAAAUCCAGCAUUCUUGAGACAUUGGGACAGCCCAGGAAAAAAGAGACUAAGAAAAAGGAUUCAGUGCCGUGGUGGAUAUCUGAGGAAGAUUCAGAUGAUGGUGAUUUUCAAACAAGAUUUAUAAAGCUGAGAAAAGAGAAGAAACUGAUGGAAAGCCAUGUUGAAAUAGUGGAAAACAGUGAACAAAAGAGUCCCCAUUCAGAUUCUCAGUCUGUAGUUCCCCCUAAACCUUCUUCCAGUGCAUCUCACAGCAAGGCUUUGUCUAAAUUCAGAAAGCUGGAAAAAUUUCAUAAGGACAAGAAAGAUUCAUACUUAAACAAAGAAGAAGGAAGCCUCACUUCUGACAGUCCAGACAAUUCUGAGGGACUGCUUGGAGCCAGUGGAAGCUUUGUCAAGAUACAGAACACUUCACAGCCUAUGGGAGAAAGUUAUGAGAAUAUGCAUGUGGAAAAGAUGCAGCUUCAGAAAAGUAACGGGGCUGCUGUGUCUUUAAGUAGAGACAGCCUAGAGACAAAUGAUUUAGUUUUAGCUUCUGGGCCUAAUCACAGUAUCAUGGGAGUUGGAUUGGAUACCUUGGAAGAACAAGAAGAAAAAGAGAUCUUCUUUGCCAAACUUGAACGAGAAGCUUCCUCUACCAUUGAUUAUUCAAGAUUAAAUAAAGAGCUGGAUUCCAAUGAUUCUGUCAUAUUAGCACCAUUUGUACGAAAUGAAAAAAAUGAAAAAGAAGAAGAAUCUGCACAUGAAGAGAAAUCUGGCAGCUACAGUGAAGAUUUUGAAGAAGAAACAGAUGCUAAUCCUGCUUUUAAAACUGAGGGAAGUCAGGAAGUAGCAAACACUGGCAUGCUGGCUAAAGUUGUAUUACUUGAUUCACAAGAUUCAACUACAGAGCUUCAAACGGCUGUUGAAGCAUCAGAUGUAGCUCUAGAUGAACGUUAUCUGCCUGAAGAAGUCAGUGGAAUUGAAAUGAAUGAAGAAGGGACUUCCCAUGGACAAACCACCAGUGACAUGGAAGCAUUACAUCAAGCAUACCAUCAUAUUGAUCAGUCUUUGGGAGACACUGAUGAGCAAAAACUGCACGAUUCUGCAAUGGCAGUCUCAGAAUGCUUAGUGCAAGGGGGUUCACAAAAUAAUGACAUCUGUUCAAAAAACAUGUCAACUAUUGAAUCAGAUUUACCUACUGUGGAAGAAUUGAUGAAACCAAUUAGAGGACAUUCAUAUAAUAUCAGAAAUUUUGAAGUGGAGCCUGAAAGUCCUGUGAAACUGGUAGGCAGCACAGCAAAUGACCUCAUCAGCCACUCGCCCUUUAAAGAGCACAAGAAUAAUACAGUUUGGGAGGCAAACUUACUUGAAAAAUUUAACAGAGAAGAGAGCGUCUUUCUACAGACAGCUGUGAAUGAUGGUAGCUUUCAGAGGGUGACCGAGAAAGAAAUUCAGAUGGGUGAAUUACAACCUGAUGUACUAAGAGAAAAAAUAGUACAAGACUCUCUGCUCUCACAAGACAGCAAAACUACACAAGCUCUUCAGUCUUGUUCCUUGAAGAAUGAAAGAUCAGAAUCAAUGACAACUAAACCAACGUUAUACAAGAAUAUCAGAAGUCCAGCACCUUUACAUAAAAAGAAAUCUUCAUAUAGUCCUCACGGAGUGGUUAAAAGUUCUGGGUAUGGGAAACCCACUUCACUGUCAAAACAGUCUUUCCCAGUUAGUGAAAAGAAAAUGCCAAAAGAAGCUUUCAAAAAGACCAGUGUGAAAGCCAAAAAAUCUGCAGAUAGAGCAAGACCUAAAGAAGCCUUGUUUGCUACUAGGAUAAUAAGAUCUGCAACAAAUGAACCAACUUUGAAGGAGAGUAUUAACAGAGUUAUGCCUCACCAAUCAGUUGUUAAUAAUCUUGGACACCAGGCUGUGGAUUAUUGCAGGCAGUAUCAGCAUGAUUUAUCAUUUUCUCCUAUCAAAAGUUGUGAUAGGGAACUAUAUCUGCUAAAACGAUUACAAGUUGCAGAGGAUGACCUGAACUCAGCUCGUGAUUUGAUUCAACAGCUAACCAGCACGGUUUCAGAAAAAGAGAAAGAAAUAGAGACAAAGAUAGUAGAAUUGAAAACACAGCAUGAAAAAGAGCUUUCUCAGUUGGGUCAGGAAAACUAUGUACUUCAGAGUAAGUUAAGAAGUAUGGAAGAGCUGACUCAAGAAAAGAGAUGGACCCAUCAUACAGCAACAACUCCUGUCACUGAAGAAAAACUAGCACAAAUAAAAAAAGAAAUUGAAGAUCAAGAGGUUAUUAUUCAAGGUUAUCAACAGGAAAAUGAGAAGUUAUACAAACAAAUGAAAGAGCUACAAAUCCAAAACAAAAAAAAUGAGGAACGAAUGUUUAAGGAAAAUCAGUGUUUAAUGUCUGAAAUAAUAGCCUUAAGAGAAAAGGUACAGAAGACUAAUUCCCAGUCACAAAUUGUGCAGGAUUCUGAACCAGGCAGAAAUCAAAGUUUCACAGAAUUGAUUUCAGAGCUUCGAGCAGCACAGAAGGAAGAAGCUAAAUUACAAGAAGAGAUAAGACGUCUCAAACAAGAUAAGCAAGCUCUUGAAGUAGACUUGGGACAAGCAAAGAAGGAGAGAGAUAUAGCAAAAGUCCAGAUUGCAUCCACAUCAGGUGAGAAGUCUUAUGAAUUUAAAGUUAUGGAAGAAUCAUACAAACAGGAAAUCACUCAUUUAAAAAGAAGACUUCAGUGGUACGCAGAAAAUCAAGAUCUUCUGGAUAAAGAUGCAGCCCGUCUUAAAGAUGCAAGAGAAGAAAUUGAGAAGCUAAAACUAGAGGUUGAGAAGCUUAGAGCCGAAGCUGGAGAUCAGUGUAUGCAACAGAAGAAACGUUUGCGAGACAGAGCAGCAGAUGCUAAACGGAUUCAGGAUCUUGAGCGACAAAUCAGAGAAAUGGAAGGAAUUCUAAAGAGAAGGUAUCCAAAUUCUUUGCCCGCUUUGAUUUAUGCUGCUGCUGCUGCUGAGAAAACUAACGAUCUUUCAGCUAAAUCAAACACAGUUGAAUUUUUGGAGAGAAGAAUAAAAAAGUUAGAAACAGAACUUGAAGGUAAAGAUGAUGAAGCUAAGAAAAGUCUCCGUGCAAUGGAACAACAAUUUCAAAAAAUAAAGGUACAGUAUGAACAAAGACUUGUGGAGCUUGAGCAACUACUCGCCUACAAAUUUAUGAGUGAAUCACCAAAACUGAAUGUUGAUAAAGCCAGUUCUACAGAGCUUGAACAGGAGCUUCAGAAUCUAAAGAUGACCCAUCAGAUCACCAUUAAAAACCUCCAGACAGAAAUUGAAAACCUUAAAAGUCAAAAUUCCCAAUUAAAACUCAGAAGUAAAAAAGAUAAUAAAGACAUAGAAUCCACAGACUGUCAAAUGAAACAAGGUAACACAAAAGACAGACUGAUAAAACUAAAUGAAGAACUGGUCACCAAAAAUAGAGAAAUACAAGACCUUACAAAAACUGUAGAGAAACUUCAAAAAGAAAGGAUGGUGAUGUUGUCUGAUAAUAAUUUAAGAAAUAAAACUGAUAAUAAGGAAAACUCUACAGAGAUUUUGAAAAAGAAUACGUCAACAACGGAUAAAAGGAAUUCCAGCAACAGUGAACCCUUUCAAAGCAUUUUCAAUGAUGACAAAAUAUACCAACCGCAUACCUUUUCUGAUUCUGAUCUUUUGGAAGUUCUGCAAGAAAAUGCACAGCUGAAAGAGGAUAUAGAAAGAUUGUCUCUAGAAAUGAACCAGCAGAGGGUGAAGUCUCAAGCAACACUGGCUUAUUCUGAAAAUAAUAUGCGAAGGAUACAGGAAGACACAGCAGAAUACAUUGCAUCUCUGGAAGCUUCCCAUCAGAGGGAAGUGGAGAAGAUUCUUUGCCAGCAUGCAAAGGAGCAUUCUACUUCUAAAGUAGCUGAACUAAACAGCAGAAUUUCAACACAGGAGAUAAUAAUAAAACACCUCCAAGAACAAAUCGGUGAACAACAGAGACAUCAGGAAGCCCUUUUAGUUUCACAGAUGCGAGAGGAACUCCUACAAAAAGAGGUGGCGAAACUGUUGGAAGAAUUGAGAGAGGCUAAGGAGAGCCAGAGUCCUGAAAUGAAACAUUUCUUGUGCCUGGAAAAGAAAAUCAAGCAUAUGGAGACCAGACAUGCAGAAAGAGAGCAAGAAAUUCAAAAGGCAGCCCAUGUAACACAACAUAUUACUGAAGCAAGGCAAAGCCAGGAGGCUGCGAAGUGGCGAAGACUGGCACAACAGAAGAAUCAAGAACUGGAAAGAUUUCGAGUAGAAUUGGAUUCAAUACUCGAUGUUUUACGUGAACUGCAGAAACAAGGGGUUGUUAUUCCUGCACCUAAUUCCAGUGGAUUCAGCAUGACAGACAGCUGUUGGAAGACAUAACUAGGUAGGAGUUGAUUAGAGAAGCGGAAUUUUAAUAUUCAAGGUUAUGUAUGGAAAAUAUUGUUGAAAAUCAUUACUGCAAAUUGAAUUACAUUCUGAUCUUGUCUGGAAUCUUGCUUGUCCAAAGGUAGAUUUGUAUUGAGCAACACCCCAGUUAUAUUGUAUGUCUUCUAUUUUGUUAGUAAUAAAGUUACAUGCAUUUUUUUAAAAACUAUUAGGAAUAUUGAGGUUAUUCCAAAAAUUCAAUUACCAUUGAAAAAUUCCAUUUGAUGCUUUUUCAGAUACUGUAGAACAUGCCUGAAUAUUCUUAAUUUUUGUUUAUAACUUGUCUUACAGUGAUUCCUUUGUGAACAAUUUAAGUAACGUGCUGUUUGGCUUGUAUUUUUAGUGUAUAGAGUUGUUAUUUUUCAUACAGUAGGGCAUGAAAAUCCUCUUUUUUCCAACAUUUUGCUUCUCUCCCUCUAAUUCAUAAAAUGUUCCUUCCCUUAAGACCUCUUUCAACCUUGUGAAUGAUGGGAAGGCUGGAGCAGAGCAGGCAUUCUCUGGUGAUGCUCAAAUUCAAACUAUUCUAUGUUUACUUUGCAGGUAUUAUUUCCAACAGUGCUGGUAAGAACGAUGGCAGAGUGGUCUAGCUGAAUUGUGAUGGGGCAGAGAUGAAAAAAAGUCUAUAAACCUACCGUGUGAGAGUGCUCACUGGUAUCGCUUUUAAGAGGGAAGGCUGAAUUGAGUAACAUUUGUACAGUGGGCUGUUCUGGAUCCUACAGAGUAGUAUCCUUGUAGAUGAUCUCGACAGAACAAAGAAGCCAGUCAAACAUGAAGACAAUGUACUAAAGCUCAGACUGCAGGGAUACCUUGGUGGGCAAAUUUAAAAUACUGAUAGGGGACAGAAAACCACUCCAAACUCUAGUCUCCAGGAGUGACAAAGGAGGCUGGUAUGUUUAGGGAGGAAUAAUCCACUAACCCAGUACUGACUGUGGAUAAUAACUCCGUGCUGAACCCACAGGCACCAUUACAGGUGAGAGACACCACUGCUUUCUGCCUCUCCUCUCAUCUUCUGCUAGUUACACAUCCAAGCACAGAACCUGUAAGAUACUAGAUAGAUAGAUAGAUAGAUAGAUAGAUAGAUAGAUAGAUAGAUAGAUAGAUAGAUAGAUAGAUAGAUAGAUAGAUAGAUAGAUAGAUAGAUAGAUAGAUAGCAGAGGAGCAAUUCCUGCUACAUCAUUAAUGUGUAACAGUGUGCUAAGCUUUUGGUCCUUUGUUUCAAGAAAGAGGUGGACCAAGUGGAGGGAAGAGAACAAUAAGCAGCCUAGAAAAUGUCACUGUCACCUUCAGAACCCCUGAACCCACUGGGGCUGCCCUGCUCUAGCAAGGAGACAUUGUGAAGAUGGCUAUUACAGUUUUCUUAUAUGAAAAACCUGCUGUUAAAAGGGGAAAAAAAAGGAGAAACAAUAAGUCAAAUUGAAGAACAUUCCAGACAGAUAGUAUUUGGUGGGCUGGAAGGAUAGAUUUACAAACAAAUCAGGAAAUUACUAGUCUGAAGUCCCAGCACUGCAAGUCCUUAAGAAUUCCAGAGCGCAUAUAUUGGGGUUGUAGCUCAAUCAACUGCACUUACUUAGGAAAAAGAGGAGAUAAAAUCUAGAACCUACUCCUCAGGUCCCUGUUGUGUGGGUUGAAGCUAGAGUUUAAGUGAAAUUUGAAAUCAUUCAGGUCUCUCUAAAUGUAUUUAUGUAUCAUGCUUCGCCAGGUGCCAGCAGUAAACAUGCAUUUUGUCUUCUACAGCAUGUGACUGAGCAUGCAUAAAGAACAAAAUAGUGUAACAAAUUGUAACAUAUAGGCACAGACACUAAUUAAGUGCAAUGAUUUUAAUUUUUUUUGAGUGUACAUAUAACAAGAAUGAACAUAUACACAUAUGUAUAGAUUUUAAAAAAGGAUGGUCAGCUGGCAAUUAAUAUGGUAAUCUUGGCUGUUUCAUAUGCAGGUAUUCUCAGUAAUUUUAUUAUGGAUGUUUUGUUCCCCAGUAAUGAAGUAUUAAUCUGUAUUCAUGAAAUGUGUAAAUACAGUAAUGCUUUGUAAAAAAAUAUCAGCUAUGUGGAAAUAUGCUGUAUUUUCUUGAUCUAGGACUGUUUUACAAAUGAAAAAGAUAAAAUUGAGUAAUUUCAACUUACUGUUUAUUUCCUGUGCAGUUCACUAUACCUGUAACACUGUGUUAAAGUGUGUGACCUGAAGUGAAAUUUUUUAAAUUACGGCAACCCUUGUGUUCUCAAAGAGGCCAAGUCCUGGAUGUAGGUAUGCUGGGGCACUGCCUAGGACAGGAAGGCCUCGAGGAAGCAUUUCUGAUUGCUAGAAACUCUCUCUCUCAAACAUCUGAUCCUUAAGUCAUCAAGAGGAAGUUGUCUUAGCAUUCAUGCAGUUCUUUCAAACACCUUUAAAAAUUCUUCUUAACAGUUCUCAGCAUAUGCUGGUACCUACUAUGAAUUGAAUUUAAAAUCAAAUUCUUUCUCUGGGUCUAUUUUACUGAGCAGAGUCAGUAUUAUUUACCAUUAUUGUAAGCUCUAAUAUGGUUUACACUGUGUGUUGAUGUAGUUGUACACUCACUGAAGCAUGGUCUUUAGUUUUUAAACAUUUACCCUGAAGCAGGCACUCCACGCAGUAACAGACUAUCUCUGGUCUUGCCUGGCUGUAGUUACGGUGCUCUUUUUGGAGAACUAAUGUCAAAGUUUUAAUUUCUCUGCUAGAGUUACUAGUUCUUGACUCUCCAGCAGUCUUAACAUUACAGAGAGGGGAAAAUACCCUGAAAUGGAACAAAGGGUGAUCAGACAGGUCAUUUGCAGAGGAUUGCAGUGGGAUCUUUCUGAGUUAUAUACUCCUUGUGUAUGUUUUUCUUGUUCCCAUGCCAUAUUCUUUCAUCAUGCAUUGCCAGGAGGCAUUACAAUGGAUGGAUUAAAAGAAUCUUAAACAUAA
Tyto alba (common barn owl) is the source of this 8037-nucleotide messenger RNA. It is a transcript of the gene CEP162, whose product is annotated as centrosomal protein 162. Gene Ontology annotation, cellular component: axonemal microtubule; centriole; centrosome. Bases 583 to 5076 code for a protein of 1497 amino acids. The transcript has 30 exons. NCBI's taxonomy places the organism in Eukaryota, Metazoa, Chordata, Aves, Strigiformes, Tytonidae. Gene Ontology annotation, biological process: cilium assembly. The record is from RefSeq and is a predicted model, not a curated record.